UGAAAAGAUGGAAGGAAAAAAUAAAGAAAAACGAGAAAGACGUGCGCGCGGAAGUUUCUUCGAAAUUUCCUUGAUGCGACUGUUGUUGGCACGUCCAACCUCGCACAGAGUUGACCAAAGUUUCAUUAUUCUGAAGUUCGUCGUUCUUCCUAAGUAUGGCCCGAAACAGCCUUAAUAGAUUUCUGUGCUGAGGGUUGUGUCAUCUCUCUUGCGGAAGUAUUUCCACAUACUGGAGUUGUUGAGGUGAUUUCAAUGGCCUCGAGUGGCUCCAACUCUUUCAUCAAUAGCCUGCUGCCGCCACUCUCCACCGCCUCGGUACACCAAGAUCACCACCACCAUGACGAGGAGGCGGGCCCUCGCUCCAGCAAGACCUUUGACGAUGAUGAGAUUGAGAUCCCACCGUAUGAUCCCUUCAACAUUGUCCACACCAAGAAUGCGCCCCUCGAGACGCUCAAGCGAUGGAGGAAAGCAACUCUGGUACUAAAUGCUUCCCGUAGAUUUCGGUACACUUUGGACUUAGUAAAGGAAGAAGAUAAAGAGCAAAGAAGAAAGAUGAUUAGAGCCCAUGCACAAGUCAUAAGAGCAGCACUACUUUUCAGACUUGCUGGAGAAAGGGAAAUUGGUCCCACAGCAACACCCUCAACUCCAUCUGGUGAUUAUGCAAUUGGUCUUGAAGAACUUGCUUCUAUGACCAGGGAUCAUAAUAUUUCUGCUUUACAACAUUUUGGGGGGGUUAAAGGCUUAUCAGAAUUACUGAAAACAAAUCUAGACAAAGGGAUUAAUGGGGAUGAAACUGAGUUGUUAAAACGGAGGAGCUCAUUUGGAUCAAAUACAUAUCCUCGGAAGAAAGGGCACAGUUUCCUGAGGUUCCUUUGGGAAGCCUGGCAAGAUUUAACCCUUAUCAUCUUGAUCAUAGCUGCAGUGGUUUCAUUGGCUCUUGGAAUAAAAACAGAGGGUCUGAAAGAAGGAUGGUAUGAUGGGGCAAGCAUUGCCUUUGCUGUUUUUCUUGUGAUAAUAGUCACAGCUGUCAGUGAUUAUCGACAAUCUCUUCAGUUUCAGAAUUUAAAUCAGGAAAAGCAAAAUAUACAAUUGGAGGUCAAGAGAGGUGGUAGAACAGUAAAGAUUUCGAUAUUUGAUAUUGUUGUUGGUGAUGUUGUACCUAUGAAAAUAGGCGAUCAGGUUCCUGCUGAUGGCAUCUUAAUUGCUGGUCAUUCUCUGUCCAUGGAUGAAUCAAGCAUGACUGGAGAAAGCAAGAUUGUUACCAAAGAUCAAAAGGCCCCUUUUUUGAUGUCUGGCUGCAAAGUAGCAGAUGGUGUUGGUACCAUGCUGGUGACUGGUGUUGGCAUCAAUACAGAAUGGGGAUUGUUGAUGGCGAGCAUCUCAGAGGAUACUGGUGAAGAGACCCCCUUACAGGUACGCUUGAAUGGAGUCGCAACUUUUAUUGGCAUAGUUGGGCUUUCAGUCGCUGUUUUUGUGCUUGCUGUCCUCUUGGCUAGAUACUUCACUGGAUAUACAAAAAAUCCAAAUGGAAGUGUCCAAUUUGUCCGUGGCAAGACUAGCAUUAGUGAUGCAGUAGACGAAGUUAUUAAAAUAUUUACCAUUGCAGUUACCAUUGUCGUUGUUGCAGUGCCUGAAGGGCUUCCUUUGGCUGUCACAUUGACCCUAGCAUACUCAAUGCGGAAAAUGAUGAAAGAUAAAGCUUUGGUUCGUAGGCUUUCAGCGUGUGAAACUAUGGGCUCUGCAACUACAAUUUGCAGUGAUAAGACGGGAACGUUAACCCUGAAUCAGAUGACUAUUGUCGAGGCAUAUGCUGGGAGAAAGAAGAUAAAAUCACCAGGUGACUCUUCGCAGUUGCAUCCAUUGUUAUCCUCUUUACUUUUUGAGGGAAUUGCACAGAAUACCUCAGGCAAUGUUUUUAUAUCCAAGGAUGGACAAAUAGAGGUUUCUGGAUCUCCUACAGAAAAGGCUGUUCUUUCUUGGGCAAUCAUGCUGGGAAUGCAAUUUGAUGUUGUGAGAUCAGAGUCAGUUGUUCUCCAUGUCUUCCCUUUCAAUUCAGAGAAAAAGCGUGGUGGUGUUGCUGUAAAACGGAAUGAGUCUGAAGUUCAUAUACACUGGAAGGGAGCAGCUGAGAUUGUUCUAGCCUCAUGUAAAGAGUAUCUUGACUCAAAUGGUUGUCUGCAAUCUAUUGAAGAAGAUAAGGACUUCUUUAAUGCAGCUAUUGACAACAUGGCUGCAAGCAGUUUGCGAUGUGUUGCCAUUGCAUAUAGAUCAUAUGAAUUGGACAAAGUUCCUACUGAUGAGGAGUGUUUAGCUAAAUGGGUUUUACCCGAACAUGGUCUUGUUUUGCUCGCUAUUGUUGGUAUAAAGGAUCCCUGUCGCCCUGGUGUGAAAGACGCAGUCAAAGUGUGUACAGAUGCUGGUAUAAAGGUGAGAAUGGUCACAGGAGACAAUCUUCAUACCGCAAAAGCAAUCGCUUUGGAGUGUGGGAUACUUGCUUCAAGUGAGGAAGCUACAGAGCCUAACAUUAUUGAGGGAAGAAAAUUCCGUGAAUUAUCUGAGAAAGAGAGGGAAGAACUUGCCAAGAAAAUUGCGGUGAUGGGUAGGUCUUCUCCUAAUGACAAGCUCUUGCUUGUGCAAGCACUCCGUAAGGGGGGAGAAGUUGUUGCUGUAACAGGAGAUGGCACCAAUGAUGCUCCUGCACUUCAUGAGGCAGAUAUUGGUCUUUCUAUGGGCAUUCAAGGAACUGAAGUAGCAAAGGAAAGUUCGGAUAUUAUUAUCCUGGAUGAUAAUUUUGCUUCUGUUGUAAAGGUUGUCCGCUGGGGACGUUCUGUGUACGCAAAUAUUCAGAAAUUUAUUCAAUUCCAGCUCACAGUUAACGUCGCAGCCCUUGCGAUUAAUGUUGUGGCAGCAGUAUCCUCUGGUGAUGUUCCUUUAAAUGCAGUGCAGCUUCUAUGGGUUAAUCUAAUAAUGGAUACUCUUGGAGCACUUGCUUUGGCUACAGAACUACCGACCGACCACCUUAUGCAUAGAUCACCAGUUGGCCGAAGGGAACCUCUUAUAACUAAUGUCAUGUGGAGGAACCUACUCAUUCAGGCCUCGUAUCAAGUUAGUGUUCUCCUUGUUCUCAACUUCUGGGGCACGAGUAUUCUUCAUCUUGACAAUGUAGAAAAUCCAACUCGAGUGAAGAACACUAUGAUAUUCAAUGCAUUUGUCCUUUGCCAAAUAUUCAAUGAGUUCAAUGCUCGGAAACCAGAUGAAAUAAACGUCUUCAGUGGAGUCACCAGAAGCCACCUCUUCAUGGGUAUAGUUGGAAUGACUUUAGUACUUCAGAUAAUUAUCAUUGAAUUCCUUGGAAAAUUUACAUCAACAGUAAAACUCAAUGGGAAGCAAUGGCUUAUAACCAUUGGUAUUGGUCUUGUCAGCUGGCCUCUGGCUAUGGUUGGGAAGCUCAUCCCAGUCCCCAGAACUUCUUUCGCCAAGUACUUCCGCUUGCCAAUCCAGCGAUGCAGAAACGGUCGUAAUGCUUGAAUUACAACAAAUUAUGGCGAGAUGUUAAAAAGCACUUGAACAGUAAGAAAUAAUGAUGUACUUGUUUACAUCUGGAAUAUGUCAAUUGUUACUACUGACCACCCAGCCUGUGUCCUCUUUUUCUAAAGAAAUUGCGUAUGCAAUAAACAAUCCAUGUGACAAUAGUACCUUUUGUUGGGUAUGAAAAAUGUACGUGAGUAUAGUUUCUUCA
Messenger RNA from Juglans microcarpa x Juglans regia, 3739 nucleotides. Its product is annotated as calcium-transporting ATPase 9, plasma membrane-type-like. Gene Ontology annotation, biological process: calcium ion transmembrane transport. The record is from RefSeq and is a predicted model, not a curated record. Lineage: Eukaryota; Viridiplantae; Streptophyta; Magnoliopsida; Fagales; Juglandaceae. Gene Ontology annotation, molecular function: calmodulin binding; P-type calcium transporter activity; ATP hydrolysis activity. Gene Ontology annotation, cellular component: intracellular membrane-bounded organelle; membrane. The coding region runs from base 253 to 3528 and encodes 1091 amino acids. The transcript has 34 exons.